This is a messenger RNA of Octopus sinensis (East Asian common octopus), 1590 nucleotides long. RefSeq lists its product as uncharacterized. Lineage: Eukaryota; Metazoa; Mollusca; Cephalopoda; Octopoda; Octopodidae. The record is from RefSeq and is a predicted model, not a curated record. The transcript has 3 exons. The coding region runs from base 1 to 1590 and encodes 529 amino acids.
AUGGUCAAACUAGACGUCUCAAACGCUUUCAACUCCAUCAGACGUGACCACCUGCUGGAGUGCUGUCGCGAACUGGUUCCGUUCGCUUAUCCCCUUGUACAUCUCUCAUACGCUUCUCCGAGUAUCCUCAUGUUCGACGAUGUUCCCAUCUCUUCGGCCACCGGGGUCCAACAGGGAGAUCCCCUGGGUCCUGUCCUUUUUGCCUUGGGCGUUAACAGUAUCGCUCACUCUGUUCGAUCCCCAGUUAACAUAUGGUAUCUGGAUGACGCAACCAUUUGCGGUCCCCCCGACGCUGUUUUCGACGACCUUCGUUCUAUCCUCCCUUCCCUCUCGGACAUCGGCCUAUCUAUAAACGCCAAUAAAUCCGAAAUCGUGAACAUUGCCUUAAAUCCGAGUGACUUCACUGCUUCAAUUUCCACGUGCCGAGGCAUUCUCUCAGACGUCCGGAUUACGGACAAAUCAAAUCUUACGAUUCUCGGUGCCCCCAUGGGGCCUUCUGCCCUCGAAUGCUCACUCGCUGGAAAAAUUUCCCACUUAUCCAAAAUGAUCGACAAACUUAAAGUCAUCGAGCCUCAUGUGGCUUUUUUCCUCCUCCGAAACCACUUCUCCGUUUCUAAGAUCCUUUACACCCUAAGAUGUGCACCCUGCUUUCAAAGAGGCGACCUUCUUUCCGACCUUGACAAUAUCCUCAGGCUCGGUACGAGCUCUCUUUGCAAUCUGGCUUUCGACGAUCCAGGCUGGACUCAGGCAUCCCUGCCUGUGCGCUGGGGUGGCCUUGGCUUGAGAUCCUAUUCCGAUCUUGCCCUCCCGGCAUUCCUAUCCGCUCAUCACGCUUCUCGUACUCUCUCAGACAUCGUUCUUAGAAACCUCCCCGAACGGAAAUUGUCUGAAGUUUACUCUGCAGCCCGUGGUCGGUGGGAGGCUCGGUUUGGUUCGAAGCUGCCCAACUCUCAAUCUGUACUGCGCCAAUGGGACGAAAUCUCUUGUCAGGCAAUCUUCGAAGGCCUGCUUCCUGUCUCCAAUCAACACCGUGUCGCUUGCCUCCGUGCAGGUCGCUGUGAAAGCAGCGGUGUCUGGUUAAAGGCUCUCCCUCUCCCUUCCAUCGGGAACCUGUUGGACAAGGAAUGCCUAAGAAUUGCAAUCUCCCUCCGUGUCGGGCUGAAAAUCUGCCAGUCGCACAAAUGCCGUUGUGGGGGAACUGUUGACGAGUACGGUUUGCAUCCCCUCGCUUGCCGGCGGAGUGCCGGUCGUGCCCCCCGUCACAGUGAACUCAACUCAGUCGUACAGAGAGCCCUCGCCUCAGCAGGCAUCCCGUCUAUCCUUGAACCUCUAGGGCGUGGACUGAGUUGUUACUCAAAUAUGCGAAUUCUUACUGUAACUUACAUCAGCCCUAGCUCAUUUCAAGAAGGUCAUACGUCCUCUUCCUACUUCCACUUUCUGCAUUCCAACCUCCAUGAUAACAGUCUUGUUGCUGACUUUAUCUUGGAUCACAAUCUCGGCCAGUUUCGGGAACGUUCUAAUGCAAUUUUUCGCAUUGUGAUGCCGUCUUUAGAAGAUUUUCUUGUCACAAAUCCCAAAGUCGAUCUUUAA